Ctenocephalides felis (cat flea) is the source of this 684-nucleotide messenger RNA. Its product is annotated as low choriolytic enzyme-like. The transcript is spliced from 5 exons. Gene Ontology annotation, biological process: proteolysis. Gene Ontology annotation, molecular function: zinc ion binding; metalloendopeptidase activity. The record is from RefSeq and is a predicted model, not a curated record. NCBI's taxonomy places the organism in Eukaryota, Metazoa, Arthropoda, Insecta, Siphonaptera, Pulicidae. Bases 1 to 684 code for a protein of 227 amino acids.
AUGACAUGGAUGGAUAGUGGUCAAUACGAAGGCGACAUGAUAUUAAAUUCAGAACAAAUGUCUGCGAUGAGAGGAGAAAUCACUAUGGAUUUGCAAAAAUAUAUUUGGCCUAACAACACUGUCCCGUAUGUCAUCACAUCUUGUUUUAAUCAAACAGAGAGAAAUAUAAUUCACGAAGCAGCCAGAAAGUUUGCUGAAGUUUCUUGCGUAACUGUCAGACCAAGGAGAAGAGGCGAAAAAAACUACGUCCUAAUAUCGGGCGAUAAAAAGGGAUGUAAUGCAGAGCUAGGUUUUAGAAAUAGAGUACAAUCAAUUCAUUUGGAAAGAACCGGUUGCGUAACUCAGAGUGUAGUUCAACACGAAUUUCUGCAUUCUUUAGGAUUUCAUCAUCAGCAUGCUGCUCAUAAUAGAGACGACUAUGUGUAUAUUUACAGAGAAAAUAUUAAAGACGAAUUUCAAUUUGCCUUCAAUAAGGAACCUGAAAGUAUGGAUCAAUCGUAUGGUACGACUUACGACUACCAAAGCAUCAUGCAUUAUCCCUCCUUUGCCUUUAGUAAAAAUAAAAAAAAUACUAUAGUUCGAAGGAAUGACAUGAAUACUGUUAUUGAGUACAAUUAUAUAAUGACAGAGUCUGAUAUAAGAAAAUUAAAUGCCAUGUAUUGCAGCGGGGAAAAUGAAUUGUGA